AUGGCCAGCUGUAAAAGCUGUGAAACUAUAAAGCAAGAUUGUUAUGGACACGCUGCCCCAGGGACAGAUGCGGGGAAGGCCUUUUGCAUGUUCUACGCAGUCCUGGGGAUCCCACUGACACUCGUCAUGUUUCAGAGCCUGGGCGAGCGCAUGAACACCUUUGUCAAGUACCUCUUGAAACGCAUCAAAAAGUGCUGCGGGAUGAGGAGCACCGAAGUCUCCAUGGAAAACAUGGUCACUGUGGGUUUCUUUUCCUGCAUGGGAACACUCUGCAUUGGAGCAGCAGCUUUUUCCCAGUAUGAGGAGUGGAGCUUUUUCCAUGCUUACUAUUACUGCUUUAUAACAUUGACUACGAUAGGUUUUGGAGACUAUGUGGCUCUGCAGACCAAAGGGGCCCUUCAAAAGAAGCCUCUCUAUGUGGCUUUUAGCUUUAUGUACAUUCUAGUGGGGUUGACAGUCAUUGGGGCAUUUCUAAAUCUGGUUGUUCUCAGGUUCUUGACCAUGAACAGCGAGGACGAGAGGCGGGAUGCUGAGGAACGGGCGUCCCUGGCAGGGAACCGCAACAGCAUGAUUAUCCACAUCCAAGAGGACUCCCAGCAUGGUCGGCCACGAUACAAGGCCGAAGUAACAGACCUUCAGUCAGUUUGUUCCUGCAUGUGUUACAGGUCCCAUGAGUACACCAGCCGGGUGGUGUCCCACCAAAAUUCGUUCAGCUCAAAGCUGAACCCCCAGUACUUUCACUCCAUCUCUUACAAGAUAGAAGAGAUCUCGCCAAGCACAUUAAAAAACAGCCUUUUCCCAUCUCCUGUCAGCUCCAUCUCACCUGGGUUGCACAGCUUUACAGAUAACCACAGGCUGAUGAAAAGGCGAAAGUCCAUUUAA
Messenger RNA from Melopsittacus undulatus (budgerigar), 882 nucleotides. It is a transcript of the gene KCNK9, whose product is annotated as potassium two pore domain channel subfamily K member 9. The record is from RefSeq and is a predicted model, not a curated record. The transcript is spliced from 3 exons. Gene Ontology annotation, biological process: potassium ion transmembrane transport; stabilization of membrane potential. Gene Ontology annotation, molecular function: potassium ion leak channel activity; outward rectifier potassium channel activity. NCBI's taxonomy places the organism in Eukaryota, Metazoa, Chordata, Aves, Psittaciformes, Psittaculidae. Gene Ontology annotation, cellular component: plasma membrane. Bases 1 to 882 code for a protein of 293 amino acids.